Fraxinus pennsylvanica is the source of this 420-nucleotide messenger RNA. The record is from the annotation of a GenBank genome assembly. NCBI's taxonomy places the organism in Eukaryota, Viridiplantae, Streptophyta, Magnoliopsida, Lamiales, Oleaceae.
AUGAUGAGAAUCAUGAGAUGGGUUCCUCGUGAGAAGAAAUUCCGUCCUGGAAUAUCAAAUAAUAUCAUUUCUGAGCUUUCAGACUGUAAUGCUGCUCUUUCACGUCUAUGGAAAAAGCAACAGAUUGUGGAAGCUUCAGUUGUGAUUAUACUGUUUACAGUCUGUUUCGACACAAUCCCGAUAAAUGUUCCAUUAGAUAUAGAGUUUCAGCUGGAUUUGAAAGGCGAUGAAGCGAAUAGAAAUUUUGAGUUGCCCAGAAAGCUGAAGCUAAAGCUAGCCCACAAAUCAGGUGCAAUACAAGUACCUUUGCUGGCGAUAUACAAAAAACCAGGUCGUUUUGGUUUCCGAAAGAAUUCCGCUGCCUCUUUUCCUCCAUUCAGUUUUCUUCAAGCCAACCAGUUUGAGUUUGAAUUGAUUUAG